UUGUGAAUUAGUGACAGGAGGAUCAAAAAGCAUGGGUGUGGAUCAGAACUGGUGACUGGGUGGAAAAAGAGACAAGGGACUCGGGUUGCUUGUUGUGUCCAAAUUUGUUUUGUUGCUGCUUUCCCAUCAGUUUACAUGUAAGAAGGACUGUGUAUUACACAGCUUUCACAUAAGGCAGGGAAGAACAUCUCCUUUUGGAAGUCAGUACAUAAAUGUUUUCUAGUUUAAUGGAGCUUUUUGUUAAUUGCUACAGACACUAAAGGCUCAGUGGUUAAGAUACAGAAAGCCCCUAGGCCUAUCACUGCUGUAAAACUUAUCAUUAAUUACUGGCAGAUCCCAGCUGACUGAUUUGUUUAUGAUUUUCUUGGGCCAGGGUCAAAGACAUCAUCCUGACAUACAGUAUCAACGUCGAAAAGUCUCUCUUCCAAACUUGAAAUGGAAACCCACCUUGUGCUGUCAGAAAGCACUGAAGAUGAUGAAGAAAACCCAAUGAAAAAUCCAUUUAAAGUCCCAUCAGAUACUGAACUUUUCUCAUUGAGGGACAAGGAAAUUAAGAAGGCACAGGCGGAAUAUGACAAGAGGAAGACUAUGAAAGUCCAUGAGAAAACCACUUACUCCACUAAAAUGAAGGCAAAAAGCGGGCUGAGGAGAGCUUUGAAAAGGGAGGAAGAAGAGGAGGGCAGAACAGAGGCGACAUGUGAAGAGAGACUGAAAGAUCUUCAGGAGAUGCUUUCACGGAAGUUAGCCAUGAAAAAAGAUUAUGCAUUAGACAGGGAGACCUUCCAUGGCUACCUACAGGACAGAAAACAGAUUUUUUUUCUUGAGUAUGCCAUUGCAGUAAAGCGAGAGGAGAUUGAAAAGAUGAAGACCAUAGCAAAGAAUGAGGAAAAAAAGCUGGAAAAGGCUGAGAGAAGGAUGGAGAAGGAUGCUGCCAAGUUUGAUGAGUUCCUGAAGGAGAACCACAAUAACUCUGUUGAAGCACUGAGAAUAGCCAGAAGAGAAACCUCAGCAAAGACAAAGAAAAUAACAGAGAUCAAUGGAAUCACUACCCAGAUAAAGAAAAUCCAAAGUGAUAUCUCCAGAUUCGAGGACACUCUGCAGGAGUACAAGAUGUACAGGGACAUCCUCUACCAGCUAUCUCCAAGAGAGUGGCAGGAGAAGCACAGAAAAAGGUGCAAAAAAGAAAAGGAUGUGAACACAGAAUCCAGAGUUAAGGAAGGAAGUGCUUCACAUCCCUCCACUGCAGAGCAGGACCAGGAUCCAACAGCCAGGACAAACACUGCUCACAGCUUCAGUUUCACGGAUAUACCAAGUUCCCUGAUGUUUUCAGAAAGUUUGGAUUUCAGGUCACGUGAUGUCAGCCCCCAGCUUAAACAAUUCCUGAAGCCUCUUUCAUCAAGAGAACUAAGUUCACUGGAGGAUGCCGACAGUGAAAUCAGCUCGGAUGAAGAUGAGGAGCCUGAGCUUUAUUUUACUCAUCCUGAACAAUUACUGAUUACUUUCACGGAGAUGUUGGAUGAGAACUUGUCCUUCGUCCUGAACUCCCAGGAUAUCGCAGAGAGUUGGAACAAGGUCCAGCAGACUUUCAUCACCACACGUGACAGCAUGGAGAAGGAGCUGGCAGAGCUGAAAGAGCAGGUGAACACCCUCCGAGACUCUGUUGCCAAGGAAGAAGAGAAAGUAGCCGACCUGAAGCUCAAAGUUCAGCGCUUUUCCUCUGGAGAGCACGAGGGUGAUGGCCAGGACAAAAUGCUCACAAGCCUGAACAAGAAGGUGCUGGAAGUCUAUUCCAACUGCACUGGAGACAAUGAGACAAACCUGCCAACAGUAGAGAUGUUAAAGGUGAUAGAAAAAAAGCUCAACGAUUUACUGGACAGUGUGGAGAGAAUCCCACCUGCAAAGAUAGAAAAGGCUGUGAAAGCCAUAAGAAAGGAACAGAGGGCAAGGCUCAGAGAGGAAAAGCUGAAACAAGCAAAGCAGCAGCAGGAUGAAGGAUUGAAAAGGGACAUGGAAAGAUCACAGGUACCUGAAGAAAAAAAGAACUACAAGAAAAUGGCCUCACCUUCCAAACCACCUGCCAGGAAGGAGAACAACCAAGGAAAUAAAUAAGAAGGAAGAAUAAUUGUAUUAUUUCUCCUGAUGGCACAGCCUUAACCAUAGCUCAUAGGGCUGAUGCCGUUCUAGAAGACUUCUAGAUUUACAUUCUGUCAGUCUUUGCACAGCUGAAAUUAACUGUCCCAUGAAAUUUCCUUCUUCUCCUACCUGAAGAUUCCAGGGAAAGUUUGCAAACUUCUUCCCCUUCGUUUGGUAUUUUGCCUAAGAAAAUAAAUAAAAAAUCUCUCAUUUUGCUUCUCAAACUCCUGCUAAGCACCAAUGCUGUUCUCAUUCAGUUUUUGAUGUCAAUAGCACUAUCCAUACAAACCUGAGCAGUGAGAUCUGUAACAGUCCUAGGUGACCAUCUUUGUUAAGGCACAACUAAGCCAGGUACCUCAUAGAAAUUUAUGAUAAUCACAGGUCUUCUGAAGGACUAUAAAAAGCAAGGUCUAUGCUCCAAUCCAAAGCCAUUAUAGACUUCACCCCACUACAGUGGAGAAGAUGCAAACGAAGGAAAAACACAAACUC
Molecule: messenger RNA, 2622 nt
Organism: Sturnus vulgaris (Common starling)
Lineage: Eukaryota; Metazoa; Chordata; Aves; Passeriformes; Sturnidae
Source: RefSeq, a predicted model, not a curated record